AUUGCUUCAGUCGCUGCUGCUCCCCUCAGUGGAAAAUAUAAGACAGACCGGCACAUCUCCGAGCCACAGUAUCACCCUUAUUAAACUGACAUUAAUGCACCGACGAGUAAUUUUCGAUGAUCGGCCAGUAGCUCACAAAAAGACACGAUGCUCUAUCAGAUUAUUAUAAACAUUUACACAAGUACACAGCUAGCAGGCUAGCUGGCGUCUAUUGGGACUGUCAGUGGACGAAAAGCGAGCUACCGCAUUUCCUCGUUUCUCGGACCGGGAACAAAUCCAGCGGUUUGGUGUCGGGAAGCUCGUAUGUUUUGGAGAACAUGGAGUUGUUUCAAGCUAAAGAUCAUUAUAUUCUCCAGAGCGGAGAUAACGCGCUGUGGUGCAGCAGGAAGGAUGGAUCUAUGGCCGUGAGACCGGCAACAGACCUGCUGCUGGCAUGGAAUCCUGUCUGUCUGGGUGUUGUAGAAGGUAUUAUUGGAAAAAUACAGCUUCAUGCUGAUCUUCCUCUGGGCCUGAUUCUGAUUCGCCAGAAGGCACUGGUGGGUCAGUUGCCAGGAGACCACAAAGUCUACAAGAUCACUAAGAUUGUAGUCAUUCCACUCUCAGAGGAUGAACCACAGGAUCUGGAAUUAGAGCUCUGUAAAAAGCAUCAUUUUGGAAUCAACAAAUCGGAGAAGAUCACCCAGUCACCAGACGACUCCAAGUUUCUGUUGAAAACCCUGAGUCAGAUCAAAUCUAAUGUUGCCGUUCCCAUCAAGAAAAAGUAUUCCCCUGCCUUUCAGGUCAAAGAGAAUAAAGAGAAGGAACGUCUGGAGAGGCGGCUGCUUGAUGAGCUCUAUAAGAUAUUCAUGGACUCGGAUUCAUUUUACUAUAGCCUAACCUAUGACCUCACCAAUACAGUUCAGCGACAGGGAGAGUUAAUCAAGUCAGAUCAGCCCUUGUGGAAAAAGGUGGAUGAUGGAUUCUUCUGGAACAAGCACAUGAUCAAAGACCUCAUUGACUUGCAGGUGCCUCAAGUGGACUUUUGGGUGAUCCCUAUUAUCCAAGGGUUCGUGCAAGUGGAGGAGCUGGUGGUAAACUAUAACGAGAGCUCUGAUGAAGAGAGGAGCAGCCCGGAGACACCUCUGCGGGAACCCACUUGUGUGGAUGAUAUUCACCCACGCUUCACUGUGGCCCUCAUCUCCAGACGAAGCCGUCACCGUGCAGGUAUGCGUUACAAGCGGAGGGGGGUGGAUACUGAUGGACACGUGGCCAACUAUGUGGAGACGGAGCAGCUUAUCCACGUGCACAGUCACACGCUGUCCUUUGUACAAACGCGAGGCUCUGUCCCUGUGUUUUGGAGCCAAGCUGGGUAUCGCUAUAACCCCAGACCUCGUAUAGAGAAAGGCGAGAGGGAAACAAUGCCUUUUUUUGCUUCUCACUUUGAACAGCAAGUUCAGAUUUACAAAAAACUGGUGAUCAUUAAUUUAGUGGACCAAAAUGGACGUGAAAAGUUGAUCGGUGAUGCUUUCCUCAAACAAGUGCUGCUGUACAAUAAUCCCAACCUAACAUACGUUUCAUUUGACUUCCACGAGCACUGUCGAGGAAUGAAGUUUGAGAAUGUGCAGACUCUCACUGAUGCCAUCUCUGACAUGAUCACAGACAUGAGAUGGGCCUGGGUGGACCAAGCAGGAGUCAUCUGUCAACAGGAAGGCAUCUUCCGGGUUAACUGCAUGGAUUGCUUAGACAGAACUAAUGUGGUACAGGCAGCUAUUGCCCGCGUGGUCAUGGAACAGCAGCUGAAAAAACUUGGUGUAAUGCCUCCCGAGCAGCCACUGCCCCUCAAGUGUUACAGGAUCUACCAGGUGAUGUGGGCCAACAAUGGAGACACUAUAAGCCGUCAGUAUGCUGGCACAGCUGCCCUAAAGGGUGAUUUCACACGAACAGGAGAGCGAAAGUUAGCGGGGGUGAUGAAAGAUGGUGUGAACUCAGCUAAUCGGUACUAUCUAAACCGCUUCAGAGAUGCCUACCGGCAGGCAGUCAUUGACCUUAUGAUGGGCCUUCCAGUAACAGAAGACCUGUACUCCAUCUUCAGCAAAGAGAAGGAGCAUGAGGAGAAAGAGAAGGAGAACCAAAGAGGAGCUGAGGAGCAGGUCAGCCUCCUGCUGCAGACAUACAUGCAGCUGCUGCUCCCUGAUGAUGAGAAGUUUCACAGUGGAUGGGCACUUAUCGACUGUGACCCAAGUCUUAUAGAUGCCACCCACAAAGAUGUUGACGUUCUUUUGCUUUUGUCCAACUGUGCAUAUUAUGUAGCCUAUUAUGAUGAGGAGGCGGACAAAGUCAACCAGUACCAGAGACUAAGUUUAGAAGGACUUGAAAAGAUUGAAAUUGGUCCAGAACCGACUCUUUUCGGAAAGCCUAAAUACUGCUGCAUGCGGCUGCACUAUAAGAACGGGGAGAUGAGCGGUUACUUUCAUAUGCUGAGGGCUGUCACACGAAAUCCAGAAGAUGAUGGAAAAGACACACUCCAGUGCAUUGCGGAAAUUCUUCGUAUUACAAAGCAAGCUAUGGGGCUUGAUGUCCAGGUUAUUGAGAAGAAACUAGAGAGGAGACACAGCAAACCACAUGAGGAUAUAAUGGGAAUACAAGGAAAAGCCGUGGACCAAGUCCUUGGGUCUGGUUUGGCUCAAGGCAAAAGUUUCCUUUUGAACAAGUUUUCAACACUAAACCAGAAAGUAAAGCAGACAAAGAAUAACGUCAACAUUGGAAACUUCAAGCCCUUGGGGAAACUAGGGACCUUCUCAAAGCCUGAAGUAAAAGUGAACUUCCUCAAGCCAAAUUUGCAUACGAACCUCUGGAAAUCAGACAGCAGUUUAGAGACUCAUGAUGGCAAUAUGGGUUCAGCAGCCCUGAAAGCCCUUAACGACAAACAUUCUUCUGAGAUUUCCUCUGAUUCUGAUUCAUACAACUCUGAUGAGCAGCGUUGCUCAGGCUCUCGGGAAAACGUAGACUAUGUGCUUCCUAGCUGUGGAAUUGUAGUAUCUGCACCGCGACUUGGCAGUCGCUCUCAGUCAAUUGGCAGCAUCGAGCUUGCGGUGCCCUCUGUCAUCCGAGUCACAGGCUGUGAUGUAAAGACACCAGAUAGCUUGUCACUUGUCCCGGAUGGCCAGUCUCCUGGGGCUGCCUCGGAUGCAGAGGAAGCCAUUCUGAUUGACUUCGAGACACCUAUAAAUGCGUACUGUCACCAGUUUGUCCAGGAUGCCAAGACCAAACCAAUAGAGGUGUUCGAGGAAGUGGUUUCAGCACCCAAACCUCAAGCGCAUCAAGCCUCCUCAGCUCCAGACACAAAGCUGGGGUCUUCAAAUUCCCAACAGCAGCUUCCUCGCCCAUCUCAGCUUGAGGUAGAGUCCUCUGUCCAUGGGGCUAAUGUUCUGACUGUUCAGCCUGCAGGCUCUGCCACAUCAUGUGGGUCACAAAAGAGUCUGGAAGGCGUCACAGGACCCUCCCCUGCAGAUGGCAAUGGAAGCCGCGUAGUGUCACCUUUCGCAAAGAUAAGAAGCUCCAUGGUGCAGGUGGCUAAUUUAACCCAGGCCGGACUUACCCAAGGCAUCAACUUUGCUGUAGCAAAAGUACAGAAAAGCCCAGAACCAGACGCCGUCAACGAAACCCAAGAGAAUGAAUUGCGAGCCAUGUUUACACAGUGCCAGACAAGGAUCAUUCAGAUAUAACGUGCUUAGCAGAUGUAUUUGUAGCAUUAGUUUGUGACUUCCAGUACAGUAACAGUAGCAUACACUCACAAAUGUCAAGCCACAAUCCUAAUUUCCCCUCCAGUUAACAAAACCAAAGUUUACAGCCAGUGUUGAGUAGUAAGUAGUACGUCUAAGAUUAACCCAACCUGAGUCGAAUCUUAAACAUCUCUGUUUUGCAUGUUAAGAAGUAACUGUGAGUUAGAUUAGGACAGGCAAGUUUAAUUGCAUGUCGAGACCCAAGACCAUAGAUGCAUCAUGUGACCCCAUUUGUGCAGUGAAAUUCACAGGCUGUCGAAGCUGUAGCUAAAACCUUUCCCGAUUGGAAUAUAGAUAAGUGGGCGGCUUAAUAUUUCAUGUUAGACAACCAGACCGUACAGUUAUUUGGAUAUAUUUGAUGUGGUGUUUGUCAUAAAAAUAUACCAAAAUAGGACCAGAGUAGCUGUAUAGGAUCUAUGGUCAAAUAAUAUUAUUCAACUGUAAGUAUUGUAUGUUAAGUACUGUAGCGGUUUCUUUUAAAACUCUCCAAUUGAGAUGUUUAUAGACAAAAUUAUAUUUACAUGUCCUUCAGUUUAUAAUCAUAGCUGAUGGAAACAAGACGCCUCCAGUUCUUUUGGGCUCUGUUGAUGCAAUCAUGCAACUAAAUCAUUUGGUCAAACAAAACGUUUGUUUCAUAGCAUUAGCAGACGACUAAAAGCCAGUUUCUGACAAGUCUACCUAUAAAUCUGUUUUCUUUUGAGUCAUUCAGGUUACAUUUAUGUUCUGUCUUUAAUAUCUAUGGCAUAAAUUUACAUUUGAUUUGGCAUGAAGAUAAUUUGGUUCCAAACUGAGAAGUGAUUAGAUCAGCUUUUAAAGCCUUACCCCAUAUAUUAUAGUUUUGGAAAAAAUAUCAAGCCUUACCAGUGAUAUCCAGCGGAUCCUAGUUUAAUUAAGCAUUAAUUACUGUUGUUUAAGUGAAGAUCCUUUGGGAUUAAUCUGUGUGCAUCAAGAGAUUCUGAAAUAGUUCAAUAUCUUACGGGCUAAAUAAUAUCAAAGGUCUGAAUAAGGCACUGUGAUCUCACAUGAACAUCAAGAAUGUUAUCUUUGCUUUUAGAGCUGGUUUAUCAGUUCUUUGGGCCACAGUUUUUCAAAUCCACUAUGAUCUUAGUUUCUCACAAACGUCAUUUCUUACUUGUCUUUCUCUCACAUGUACUGUAGCAUAGAGUACUGUGCAAGGCAGCAGGUUACCCAAUCUUCUUGCAGUGCAUACACAUUCAGACAUUCCUGGAGCUGGUACGUGGUUUUGAUAACCUUCUGAGAUUUGGAACUGUCUGAGCUUUAAUAUAUGGUGGCUGUUAUGCAAUAUCGAAAAUACAAGCGCUGUAGUAUGUCGACUCCUGUUACAGACCCUUUUUUUUUACUAUUUAAGAUGGCAUGCACUGGACUGCAGUCUGUUUUUUUUUGCUUUGAACUUGAUAUGUUCUUCUUUGGCAGAGUUUUAUGCUGAGAAUCUUGAUAAACAUUCCUCU
Messenger RNA from Carassius carassius (crucian carp), 5230 nucleotides. RefSeq names its product phosphatidylinositide phosphatase SAC2-like. Bases 318 to 3704 code for a protein of 1128 amino acids. The transcript is spliced from 20 exons. Gene Ontology annotation, cellular component: clathrin-coated endocytic vesicle; early endosome. The record is from RefSeq and is a predicted model, not a curated record. Gene Ontology annotation, molecular function: phosphatidylinositol-4-phosphate phosphatase activity. Lineage: Eukaryota; Metazoa; Chordata; Actinopteri; Cypriniformes; Cyprinidae. Gene Ontology annotation, biological process: phosphatidylinositol dephosphorylation; regulation of endocytic recycling.